Molecule: messenger RNA, 1419 nt
Organism: Vanessa atalanta (red admiral)
Lineage: Eukaryota; Metazoa; Arthropoda; Insecta; Lepidoptera; Nymphalidae
Product: alpha-N-acetylgalactosaminidase-like
Exons: 9
Coding region: 89-1318 (409 amino acids)
Biological process (GO): glycoside catabolic process; glycosylceramide catabolic process; oligosaccharide metabolic process
Cellular component (GO): cytoplasm
Molecular function (GO): alpha-galactosidase activity
Source: RefSeq, a predicted model, not a curated record
UUUUAAUAUAUGUUUAUUACAUAAAUUGACAAACAUUAAUAACAUUACAACGUAUUGAAAAUUAGAUUAAAUAGUUAAGAAAUAAAAUAUGGUUGUGCGUGUAUUUUUUCUUCUAAGUAUUCUAUGUUUUACUAUCGUUCGAAACUUAGACAAUGGAUUAGCUCGAAAGCCUCCCAUGGGAUGGAUGUCUUGGGGAUACUAUAUGUGCGGGGUGAAUUGUAAAAACGAUAAACAGAAAUGUCUUGAUGAAAAGUUAAUUCUGUCAGUAGCUGAUAGAUUCUAUGAAGAUGGUUAUCAAGAAGCAGGUUAUGAAUAUAUCAUAAUAGAUGACUGUUGGUCACAAAAGGAACGAGACAGUCUUGGUCGUCUAGUGCCUGAUAAAGAAAGGUUUCCACAUGGAAUGAAGUAUAUAGCAGAUUAUAUUCAUAAGCGUGGGCUUAAAUUCGGUAUGUAUACAAACAUAGCCGAUGUUACCUGCAUGGGUUACCCAGGCUCCAGAGAGCACUUCCGAACCGAUGCCAAGAUGUUUGCAGAGUGGGAAGUUGACUAUUUAAAAGUGGAUGGAUGUUUUGUUUCCGAAGAUUACCUCAAUACUGCGUAUAUAAAGCUGGGUAUGCACUUAAACGCUACGGGUAGACCAAUGGUGUAUUCCUGUAGCUGGCCUUAUUACAUAGAGUUUAUACACAAUAAAAAGCCGGAUUACAGAAGUGUUGCGAAAAAUUGCAACAUGUGGCGUAAUUACCACGACGUCGUGGCGUCAUGGCAAGCCAUCAAAUCAAUCAUCACACAUUACCAAGUGAAAUAUGAGGAGUUAUAUGAAUAUCACGGUCCAGGACAGUGGAAUGAUCCUGAUAUGCUAAUUUUUGGCACGAGUUCUUUAACUGAUGGCCAAAGACGAGUGCACAUGGCCGUGUAUUCAAUGCUGGCGGCCCCCUUACUACUCUCCUGUGACAUGAACAAGAUAACUCCAUAUGAAAAGGAACUCUUGCUCAAUUUAGAUUUGUUAGCUAUCGCUCAAGAUCCUUUAGGAAUUAUGGGUAGACCUUAUGCCUUACAACCUUUACUAACGCUCUGGGUUAAACCACACCUUCCUAGGAAAGGCGAUAAAUAUCAUUCUGUCUCCUUCGCUCUCGUCAAUUUGGAUGAAAGAGAGCAUUCCGUCUCGUUCGCACCGGGACAAUACGGGUUGAAUUCAACGGAUUACACUGUUAUGGACGUAUUUACGAAAGUUUUUACAAGAAAUGUUACAUUAAAGGAUACUCUGUUAAUAAGGAUACCGCCCGAAGAUGUCAUUAUGUACACACUGUUCCCGUUAUGAUAGAUUUGGAAAUAUCUCGAAGAAAUGUGUUGAUAUGUAAAUGUACUUACUAACUACGGAAAUCCUAAUGCCUACUGUGAUUUUAAUAUUGACAAAGAAAA